Molecule: messenger RNA, 549 nt
Organism: Darwinula stevensoni
Lineage: Eukaryota; Metazoa; Arthropoda; Ostracoda; Podocopida; Darwinulidae
Source: the annotation of a GenBank genome assembly
AUGAUUGUGCAUGAGGAAAACCUAUAUGCCAUCACUGCGGAGUCAAUGGGAGCCCUUUUCAUACUGAGCACAGUGGCCAGCGCUCCCAUGGAAGACGUAACAGCCAGUUCCCCAAACGGACUGAAAUGGUUCCAGCUCUUCGUCAUGGCAGAUCGGGACUGGACCGAAUCCUUGAUCCGCAGGGCCGAGAACGCCGGGCUGGCCCAUUAUCAAGAGAAGCCAGCUGCUACAGGAACAAGGAGUCUGAGCACCAAUGCGGGCUCGGUAGAUGCAGGCCUCUCGUGGAUCACCCAACUGCUGUUGAUUUUGAAAGGCAUUGUAACAGCAGAAGAUGUUCAACUGGCAGUUCAGAGAGGUGCUGCUGGAAUCAAAGUGUCCAACCAUGGAGCAAGAACAUUGGAUGGACUGCCUGCAACUAUCGAUGUGCUGCCUGAGAUCAUCCAUGCAGUAGAUGGACACUGUGAAGUAUACCUUGAUGGUGGAAUUACUCACGGAUCAGACAUCUUUAAGGCUCUGGCACUGGGUGCUCGCAUGGUUGUGGCAGCAUAA